Molecule: messenger RNA, 2162 nt
Organism: Alternaria alternata
Lineage: Eukaryota; Fungi; Ascomycota; Dothideomycetes; Pleosporales; Pleosporaceae
Product: terpenoid synthase
Exons: 3
Coding region: 54-2162 (702 amino acids)
Biological process (GO): isoprenoid biosynthetic process
Molecular function (GO): prenyltransferase activity
Source: RefSeq, a predicted model, not a curated record
AUAAACUCUUAUUCUGUGUUACGAUACUCUUUCAACACGAAACAUAUCGUAAAAUGGGGUCGCUCUCAUAUCAGUCCAAGCUGGUUUCUUUUGAUGAAUCCCGAGGAACCGGAUGCUUCACGACACUUCCCAUUCGUGUCCAUUCUCGAAAUGAUCUAGCUGAUGCAGCAAGUCGUCAAUUCGUCAAGGACUGGGCUAGAGAGAUGGGAGAUGGGCGAGAACGACACACCUAUUUCUCUUUCUCGCCAGUGGGGAAUUGGUCAUCCUUGAUUUAUCCCGAGGCCGUUCCGGAGAGAUUGGGUGUCUUAGCAUACCUGUCUGACUUGGGAUUGAUUCAUGAUGACGGCGGCGAAGGUCUCAGUAUCGAAGAUGCGCAAGUUGAGCACGGCGAUCUUUAUGCCGCCUUGGAUCCCGACGAUGUCAGCACCAUGACUCCAGAUUCAAGAGCGAUGAAGACCAAAAAACUUGUUUCGCAGUGCAUUCUUGAAUGUGUCAGUCUUGACCGUGAAUUGGGUCUGAAGAUGCUUGCUGCGUUCCGCGACGUCUGGCUCGCGAUCAGCGAAAGAAACAGCGACAAGGAAGCUCAAACUAUGGAAGAAUACCUGAAGUAUCGGAGCGAAAACGGCGGAAUGCUGGUAUUCUGGCCAAUGCUUCAAUUCAGCCUUGGGAUGUCUAUCUCAGAAGCCGAGGAAGCACUUGUACAGCCCAUCAUCGACGCAGCCACUGAAGGACUUCUUCUAGCAAAUGACUAUUUUAGCUGGGAACGGGAGUAUAGAGAACUGCAGUCCGGCCAGUCGAAGAGGAUUGUAAGCGCUGUGGACUUGUUCAUCAGGACGAAGGGACUUUCGAUCGACGACGCAAAAGAUGAAGUCAAGCGCAAAAUCAUCACGGCUGAGCGUGACUUUUGUGAGCGCCGUGAUGAACUCUACAAGGCCUGUCCCGACAUAUCCUUGAAACUGAAACGUUGGAUUGACUGCGCUGGCUUAGCUGUUUCGGGGAAUCACUACUGGUGCUCGGCGUGCCCGAGACAGAAUGCAUGGAAGCACGCUGAUACACCUAUCUCCAAUGGUGUCAAAAGAAAGCUGUCGCAUGGUGCUGUGGUCAUCAAACAGGAAGCUCCGGCGAAGAAAAGGAAAGACUCUCCCGUCUUUGACUUGGAAUCCAGCGACAGUGAGUCUGGCCUCUCUGAGGUCUCCAGUUACCCCUUCUACAAGCCUUCAGAAUUGGCACUGAAGGCGCCAUCAAAGUAUGUUUCAAGCAUGCCUUCGAAAGGCGUCCGGGCCACACUCAUCGAGGCUCUUAAUACAUGGCUUCAUGUGCCAUCUGAUCGGAUCAAGGCCAUCAUGUCAGUGAUCAAUUCACUGCAUAACGCCUCUCUCAUUCUCGAUGAUCUCGAGGAUAAUUCCCCGCUUCGAAGAGGCUAUCCAUCGACACAUGUUCUGUUUGGACAGGCCCAGUCAAUCAACAGCGCUAAUUUCAUGUUCGUUCGCGCUGUACAGGACGUCGCACAGAGCUUGAGUCCAGCUGCUCUUGUUGCGGUCCUUGAAGAACUUGAGGGCCUGUAUCUAGGUCAAAGCUGGGACCUGUACUGGAAACACAACCUCGCAUGCCCAAGUGAGGCUGAGUACGUCAACAUGGUCGAUCACAAGACCGGUGGCAUGUUUCGCAUGUUAAUACGACUCAUGCAAGCGGAGAGCGAGGUGACACCGCAGUUAGACUUCCACAGAUUGACACUGCUGUUCGGCCGCUUCUUCCAGAUUCGGGAUGACUACAUGAACUUCCAGGAUUACACGGCACAAAAAGGUCUCUGUGAGGAUCUAGACGAAGGAAAAUUCUCGUAUCCAGUUGUAUACUGCUUGGAAAAUUUUCCGGAGUACCGUGGGCACUUCCUAGGUGUGUUCCGGCAACGCCCUACGAUCGCCACCGUGGACGCACAUCCUCUGUCGAAAGAGAGCAAGCAACAUUUGACGGCUUGCCUGAAGAAAAGCGGAGCAUUUGAGAAGACGAUUGCUUGCCUGACGGAUAUGGAACGCGAUUUGGAAAUAGAAAUCGACCGGCUUGAGCAGCAGACAGGCGAGGCGAACCCAAUGCUUCGCUUGUGUCUCGCAAAGCUCAGCGUCAAAGGCAUUGCGAGGAUUGGUGAAGUAGGCACUAGCAAAUGA